AUAACGUAAACUGAAAACCAUAGCUAGUAGCUUCGAGAGAAGAAGAAGAAGAAGAAAAAAAAAGAUGGCUUCCGCUAUAGACUACGAAAUCUCCGGCAUAGCCCUCCUCCUCCUCCUCUGGGUCGGCUGGGCAAUGACGACGGAGUGCCGCCACCGCCGCCUCGAGCAGCUCGGCCGCCUCCCGCCGGGCCCCCGCCCGCUCCCGCUCGUCGGCAACAUCUUCCAGCUGGGCUGGGCCCCUCACCGGUCCCUAGCCCGCCACGCCCGGGCCCACGGCCCAAUCAUGACGCUCUACCUCGGCUCCAUGUGCACGGUCGUGAUCUCGUCGAAAGAAGCCGCACGCACCAUGUUCAAGAGCUACGACGUCGUGCUGGCUGGCCGGAAGAUCUACGAGUCCAUGAAGGGGCCCAAGAGCCGCGACGGGUCCAUCAUCACGGCCCAGUACGGCCCCCACUGGCGCAUGCUCCGCCGCCUCUGCACCGUGGAGUUCUUCGUCGGGCACCGGCUCGAUGCCACCCGAGCCGUACGGAGCCGGUGCGUGUGCCGGAUGGUCCGGUUCAUCGACGAGGCCAGGGCCCACGAGCCGGUGGUGGACUUGGGCCGGUUCAUCUUCCUGAUGGCGUUUAAUCUCAUAGGGAACCUCAUGUUCUCGAGGGACUUGCUGGACCCGGAGUCCGAGAGAGGGGCGCGAUUCUUCCACCACGCCGGGAAAGUGAUGGAGUUCGCCGGGAAGCCCAACGCGGCGGAUUUCUUCCCCGUUUUGAGCAGGUUCGACCCGCAGAGGAUCCGGAGGAACACUCAGUUCCACGUGGAGCGGGCGUUCGAGAUCGCCGGGGAGUUUAUCGAGGAGAGGUUGGUGGAGAUGGAGAGGACACGUGGCGAGGAGGAGGAGGAGGAGGAGGAGAAGGAUUUCUUGGACGCGUUGUUGGGUUUCCGCGGGGAAGGAGUUGACGAGCCGGCGAAGUUCUCUUCGAGGAUGGUCAACGUUAUUGUCUUUGAGAUGUUCACGGCAGGUACAGACACAACUACGAGCACAUUGGAAUGGGCAAUGGCGGAACUCCUCCACAACCCAGAAAAGCUAGACAAGGCCCAAUCCGAGUUAAGGGCCGUAGUUGGCCCACGGAAGAAACUUGAAGAAGAAGACAUCCCUAGUCUACCGUACCUCAAAGCCAUCAUCAGCGAAACGUUGAGGCUCCAUCCACCAUUGCCCUUCCUCGUCCCGCACAUGGCCAUGCAGCCAUGCAAAAUGCUAGGGUACUACAUCCCCAAAGAGACCCAAAUCCUAGUGAACGUUUGGGCCAUCGGCCGGGACCCGAGCACGUGGCCCGACCCGCAAGAGUUCAAGCCCGAGAGGUUCUUGGACUCCGAUGCGGUGGAUUACAAAGGCCAGCAUUUCGAGUUCUUGCCGUUUGGGUCGGGCCGGAGGAUGUGCCCGGCCCUGCCGCUCGUUUCUCGGGUUUUGCCCUUGGCGUUGGGCUCGUUGUUGAAUGAGUUCGAUUGGGCUCUGCCCGAUGGGCUCAAGGCCCAGGAUUUGGACAUGAGCGAGAGGAUGGGCAUUACCCUUAGGAAGGCUGUUCCGUUGAAAGUGAUACCGAGUAGGAGGUACUAGAGAGUUUUGAGCGAUGAUGGUUCCGAUGCAUCUUUGUAUUGUUGAAGAGGGAUUUAAUUUGCUCGAAUGAGGAAAGCUUCUCCCUCGGGUCAUGUACAAAUAUCAUAUGGUUUUCGUAGGUCGUUUGUAUGUCAUUUCACAAAUGCGUAAAUAUGACUUUUUCUAAGUAGCUGUUGUCUGUGUGUUGGAAUGCACGAAAUUUUUGAUCGAUAUUAAUUUGGUGUGAUGUGAAGUUCCAAGGGCAGUUGUGUUCUCUCAGCCAACGACACCGUCUCAAAUGUCACCAUUUGUCAACCUAGCUUCUUCGGUGGCAUUUUAACAUACGAUACGAGGCAAGCUAUCCGAUCCAAACGAGUCAACCAAUAACAACCGAAACCAUCUAUUGAGUUAUUUAACUCAUUUUGAGUUAUUUAGGUGCAAAUAACCCGUUUGUCUACAAAAGUUAUGAGUUACGUAUACUUGAGUUAAUUUGAAAUAUCUCAUUAAUGAGUUAUUGUCAGUACCUCAUAUGAGUAGUUAUUGUGAAAUAACUCACAUAUGUCAUA
This is a messenger RNA of Linum trigynum, 2154 nucleotides long. NCBI's taxonomy places the organism in Eukaryota, Viridiplantae, Streptophyta, Magnoliopsida, Malpighiales, Linaceae. The record is from the annotation of a GenBank genome assembly.